CGUAAAGUUCGUCGUAGCGAAUAUUUACCCUUUCGGUAGCUGCUAGAAUAUUUUUCGGAGCUUCUAGAAUUCUGUCACAAGGAAUUCAACUUUUUAACCCUCUAUUUCGAGCCCCUGUCCUUUUGCUUCUCUCGCGUCACCGUCUCACCGACUUGCUUUCUGAGAAGAGGAAAAGAUGGCAGGUUCCCAUGUUGCACAUGCUGUGUACAAGGGUCCAAGUGUAGUUAAGGAGAUACUGAUUGGAAUUACUCUUGGCAUGGUUGCGGGAGGUUUCUGGAAGAUGCACCAUUGGAACAACCAGAGGAGAACUAAGGAAUUCUACGAUAUGCUUGAGAAAGGUGAGAUCAGUGUUGUGGUGGAUGAGGAGUAGCUUUUCAACUACCUUUGCUUCAGCAUGGAAUUAGCUUAUAUGGUAAAUGAACAAUGCAAAUUUUAGAUGUUACUGAUUAAGUGAUGUGACAAAAAUUUAGAGUUUCUUUUCAUUUCAAAUAGUUCUUGAAAUUUUCAGAGGAUGGUGUUCUCUAGGGACAAUGUAAAUGCUUUUGAAAUUUUUACCGAACCUGGCGUUUCUGGCAUUUAGCAUGACUAUAUUUUUCUGUUAAUGGUCUACUUUUUCGAGCUGGGGAAAUUCCCUUC
Molecule: messenger RNA, 636 nt
Organism: Nicotiana attenuata
Lineage: Eukaryota; Viridiplantae; Streptophyta; Magnoliopsida; Solanales; Solanaceae
Product: cytochrome c oxidase subunit 5C
Exons: 2
Coding region: 176-370 (64 amino acids)
Source: RefSeq, a predicted model, not a curated record